This is a messenger RNA of Chara braunii, 5440 nucleotides long. The record is from the annotation of a GenBank genome assembly. NCBI's taxonomy places the organism in Eukaryota, Viridiplantae, Streptophyta, Charophyceae, Charales, Characeae.
GAGAGCACCGACCAAUGUCCCGAAGGUUGAUACCUUCCACUUUAAGGGAGAACGGGUGUCCGACUGGCUGGACCUGAUGGAGCAAGCACUGGUGGGGCUGUCGGACGAGGUCAAGCUCCAGCGAGUUCUAAGAUAUGUCCUUCAUAGCCACCAUCAGGAAGUGGGCAAGGUCGUGGAUGCCGCCAAUGGUAGUUGGGCGAGGUUCAGGGACAUAAUGCAGAGAAAGUACAGGUUGGGGGAUGGCUUGUUAACCAUGGCGGAUUUGGAGGUCAUGAACAAGGAUGACUUCUCCACGAUUGGGGCGUUUGUGCAUGAGUUUAAAAGGAAGGUGUGGAAGGUGCACGGGAUCUCCGAACAAACGCAGUGUGCCAUAUUUUUUGGUCUGCUUAUUGGCUCGGAGGGCUCAGAGCUGACGGGUCACAGAGGGGGAAAUGAGAAACUCACCUGGGCCACUAUCGACAAAGGGGUGGAAGAGGGGAGCCUAGACCAGGUGGAGCAGCACCAGGUGCGGCUGCAAAGCCGCAAGAGAAAGGAAAGGGACGCCACCGCGUCCGGGACCCCGGGGGUGAAGAGGAUCGUCACGGACGUAUUGACAGCGUUGGGGUAUGAUAAUGAGGCGGAAAUCCAAAAGAGGGGAGUGAUCGUGGCCCAACGCCGGGCGUCGGGGGCAGUGGAAGAGGAGGCUAGGCGUGAGGACUAUGGCGGAGAAGAGACGGGCUCCCAGAUCCUAACCAAGGCCCAGAGGAAGCAGCGGAAUUUACAAGUAGGGGGUCAAGGAUCGGGAAAAGGGCAGGUCCCGCAAGCGGUUGCUGCGCCGCCACCUACUGCCACGACAACAUCAGCGACGGUCGGGCCGUCAUGUGGUCGGGGCAACCAGGAAGGGGGCCAAGGGUAUGGGAGGCCCCGCUUUGAUUGGCGAAAUGCCACCUGUUGGCAUUGUGGCGACGUAGUCCACACUGUGCGGUUCUGCGAGCGGCGGCGAGAGGAUGAAUUGUCAGGGUUAAUCUCCUCCUGUAUGGACGGGGAUAUAUAUGACAAGUGGGGUGAGCAUAUCGACCCCAGGACCCCGGGAGGAAUCAGGCAAGAGGCUCUCCAGCGGGCAGCAACGGGACCCACAGCACCCUCGGCGAUGUUUAGGAUGUGGCAAGAGAAGGAAGAGCCGACCGUAAGGGUCGAGGAGAUUGUGGGGGAUAACGAGGUCAACCAGCGGCUAAAGGCAGGGGCUAUACGGGAGGAGCCAAUAGUCGUCGAAUCGGAUGAUGAGGGGCAGGAAGGCGAAGGAGAGCCGACCACACUCCUCCUGGGAAGGAUGGAAGAUCUGCUGGAAAAGGUUGGGAGAUACCAGCGGAAGCUGCAAGCCCUCCAAGAGCCCAGUCAGGCACCCCCUCGAAAGGAGCCUGAGCUAGAACGUAGGAAAGAGGUGGUGGAGGUCCCGGAGGAAGAGGAUAACGAUGAAGAGGAUGAGAGGCUCCGACAAGAGGAGGAUCAGCGGGCGGAGUUGAGGGCCAAAAAGAGAGGAGCCCGGGAGGAGGCCGAGUUGAGCCUACCCGACAGCGUACCUAAGAGGAAGAAGUACGCGGUUUGGAUGGAGGAAGGUUUUGAUGUGGAGCGGAUGGUGGACAAACUCCUGGAAGGCCACAAUGACCUGAUGAACGUGAAGGACAUCCUGGCGUCGGCACCAAGGCUCCGUGGUGAGUUGAAAGGGCGACUCUCGCGAAGGUUGGUGCCAAAUGUUCAUCUGAGUACGGUCCUGCCCAGGGAGGUGAAGUGGACUGAGGCAGGGAUAAGGAUGGACUGGAAAUGUGUGGCGUGCGGGCAGGUGGAUUUGGUGAUAAAGAACCAGAAGUGCACUGGGAUGGUGGACACGGGCGCAGAAAUGAAUAUCAUCAAGGAGAAGGAGGCGGUGAUGAUAGGCAUGGAGAUCGACCGCUCGGACCAUGACAUGCUGCAUGGCGCCAACUGCAAGGCCGCUUUUUGCGGCACGGCGUCUAAUGUGAUUAUAGAGAUUGGGAAGGUGCGAGCCAGGACGUGCUUUUUCGCCAUGCCCGAUGUCGAUCAUCCCAUCCUUCUGGGAAGGUCGUUCCUGUGUCGAACGGAGAUGUUGAUUUUUAAUAAGCACGACGGGACAAUGAUCCUACUCCUAUGCGACCCAGCGUGCGGGAACUACAAAGUUGUCACGUGCCGAAACACGGGGCCGGGGAACGGGAGGAAUAGGCUUAAUCUCGGCUCAUUCACCUUCGAGGAAUCGGAGAACGAGCGAAGACGGCUUUGGGAAGUGCCCGAGGAGGAGGAUAAGGCUGAGGUGCUGACACUGAGCCUCACCGAUGUGAAUAAGGCCAUGGAGGUGGUAUCGGCUCACGACAUGGCGGAUCUGGAGGCCAUUAAGGCAUUGAGGGAACAGGUUUUGGAGAACCCUCAGCAGGGUUCCCAAAGGCGGUACAAGACCAUAGAUAAGAAGUGCCGCCCAGUUCCCGUGCUCGUCAAAGAGGAUGAGGAAGCCUACUACGAGCGGGAGCGAGGGUUGAUACGGCGUAUGCGGGAGCACGCGUUGGCCGGGCCGGGCCGUAUCAACGACGAAAAUGAGGGGAAGCUGAUAAUUGGGAAGUCCGACUUUCUGUCGUCCCAGGAGAGAGCGUUGAUAAUGGGGCUGAUGAAGAAAAGGCACCGCGCGUAUGCAUUCGACGACGACGAGAGUGGGAGGCUGGAUGUGGACAGGAUCCCGAUGAUCAGGAUCCACACGGUCCCACAUGAGCCAUGGAAUCUAAGGGGCACACGGUACCCCAAUCCGGACGAGGAAAAGAUGGUGGUGGACUACUUGGACGGCAAGAUGCAGACGCACGUGGCCGAUUAUUCCAGUGGGUCGUACGCGUCGCCUUGGUUUUGUUUUAUUAAAUCAAAUGGGACGCUAAGGUGGGUGCAGGACUUGCAACGGCUAAAUGCGGUGACAGUGCGGGACGCUGGAGGAUUGUCGAACACGGACGCAUUGUCGGAAUCGUGCGCAGGGAGGCCUAUAAUCUCGCUUAUAGACCUCUACUCGGGGUAUGACCAAUUCCCCGUAUACCCGCCAGACAGGCCCGUAACGACAAUGCACACUCCCAGAGGGCUGAUUCAUAUGAACGUGGCGCCUCAAGGUUGGACGAAUGCAGUGGCGAUGGUGCAAAGGCAUAUGAUCAGAGCCAUGCAGACGGUCAACCCACAUAUCACUCAGCCCUAUAUCGAUGACCUGGCGGUCAAAGGUCCGAAGGAGAAGGAGGAAGACGAAGUGAUGCCCGGUGUGCGGCGCUUUGUCUGGAAGCAUGUCCAAGACAUCGAUCAGGUUCUGGGGUUAUUGGAGGAACAUAACCUGACAGCGAGCGGCCCCAAGUCGAAACAUUAUGUGAGGAGCUUUCUUGGAAUGUGCGGAUUUUGGAGGAGCUUCGUGAAGGACUUUGCCACGAAGACGGAGCACUUAAGGAAGUUGGUGCGCCAGGAUCAAGAAUGGUUCUGGGGCGAAGACCAGGAAGAGGCGGUCGGUAGGAUGAAGGGAGAGUUUAAGGAAGGAAGCUUGGUAUUGGGAGCGCCAAACUAUGAGGCCACGGAGGAAAGACCAUUCGUCAUUGAGACGGACGCUGGGCCAACUGCCUUGGGGGGAGUCCUGAUUCAGGCAGAUACUGAGGGGAAGGAGAGGCCGCUAAGAUUCGAAAUUCGCACCCUCAAUACAACUGAGAGGAACUACUCUCAGUUCAAGAAGGAGACGCUGGUGGGGUACGAGCAGAAGGAAGAGUUAGCCCUCAAGCCCUUUCAGGAGGAGGAUCCGUGGGGAAGUACGGAUGUUGGUUGGAUGAUGAAGUUGGCGUUGGCAGGUACGGACAGUCUGGUGGAGGAAGUGAGGACAAUAGAGGAAGGCCCCACUCAGGUAGAGGAGCAUGAGCAGCUAAUGGGAGGGAUGUACCUGCUCACCAAUACGCUCCUGCAGGGAGACUUCGACCGGAAGGACUCGUUCAGUCACGAAGAGAAUGAGAUUCUAGUUCCUGAAAGUCGAGACGACGAAUUCGAGGAAGGAGAAAUCAAGGAGGCAUUUCGGGCGGAGGAGUAUGAUGGGAUCUACCGGGAAUUGGGGUUGCUCCUAUCAUGUGAGAUGAGGGAUAGAGAUGGAAGUGCCAAAGCACAGAAGAUGAGGCACCUCUACGUGGUAAGAGAUGGCCAUCUGUUCAUAAAGCGGCAGGUCGGGAACCUUAAGAGGAUUGUAUGCGGGAGGAACCGGCAGAUUGAUAUCAUAGCGGCCCUACAUGAUGGUAUAGCAGGGGGGCACAGGGGGAUAGGUGCCACAUGCGCUAAGAUAAGCGAGCUGUACCACUGGGAUGGGAUGUUGACUAUGGUUUUCAAGCACUGCCAGUCCUGUGUACCCUGUCAGGAGAGGUCGGCGCAAAGGCCUGGAGAGCCCCUACACCCAAGAUUGGAGAAGGAAGUGGGUGCGGUCGUACACCUAGACCUGUUAUUCAUGCCAGCAGGGAAGAAUGGGUGUAACUACAUCUUCCAUGCACGGGAUAACCUUACUGGGUUUGUGGACGGACGAGCUAUCCGGACGAAGACUGGCUCGGUUUUGGCGAACUGCAUCGAGGAGUAUUACCUGCGAUACCCUUUUGUCAGGGAGUUCGUGAUGGAUCGAGGAUCAAAGUUUACCUGCAAUGAGGUGAGGACGUUGCUUGCAGGGUAUGGCGUAGUGGCCAACUAUACUAUGGCCGCGCACCCUCAAGCGAACGCUCCUGUGGAGAGGGGCCACAGUACCAUCACGAAUCUCCUGGCUAAGUGGACAGAGGGCAAACCUGGUCAAUGGCCGAAGUUCCUACGGGCAGCUCUCUUCGUGGAGAAUGUUACUGUAAAGAGGACUACCAAGUACGCGUCAGCCACGCUAUGGUCUGACUUUUCGGAGACAGCCAUGCAGAGGGGCGGGAGGGGCGCGCGGCCACGACAGAGGCCUCAGGGAGCAUCAGGAGGGGAUGACUCGCGCAGACCGGUUGGGAUGGAGUCUACGCCUAUCUUCGACGACGGUAACAUAGAGCUUUUUCUGGACUCCUACCAGGCACAUGCGACACGGGAGGGCUGGUCUACCUUGGAAAGGAUACGGCACCUGAGGGGAGUUGGGCGCUUUGAGGAGCCUAUUGCGCACAUUCGAGAGGAGGCGUUGACAUGGCAGGAUGUGGAGGCGAGGAUGCAGAUGCUGAGGGCUUCGCCGAUGGGACCGGAUGGAUUGCCUAUUCGAUUGGAGGAAGGCAAUGCGGAGGAGUUCAUCCCGGCCUAUGAGCAGUAUAUGCGCGACCAGGGGACUGGGCAGGAGGAGUGGAUGCAGAUGCUGCCCCUCUGGACGCGGAGGGCGGAGAGGUCGUUGGCGAGGCAGAUCCGGGACAGGGCACACGACUGGGAGGACUGCCAGGCCUAGUUGAGACGGGCACUUCGACGA